This is a messenger RNA of Cicer arietinum (chickpea), 2453 nucleotides long. RefSeq names its product protein tesmin/TSO1-like CXC 5. Gene Ontology annotation, biological process: regulation of DNA-templated transcription. Gene Ontology annotation, cellular component: nucleus. NCBI's taxonomy places the organism in Eukaryota, Viridiplantae, Streptophyta, Magnoliopsida, Fabales, Fabaceae. The record is from RefSeq and is a predicted model, not a curated record.
GAGGAGAAGAAGAAGAAGAAGAGAAGAGGCAAAGGCAAACCAAAAAAAAAAAAAGUGUCCCUCUUUUCAGCUUAUUUUCGAUUUUGGAUCUGAAACUCAUUUAAUUUCAGCUUAUUUUCCUUAAUUAAAAUUAAUUCGCCACUAAUUGUUAUUAUUAUUGUGUUGAUUAUUAUUUUAAUUAUUGUUUGGGGGAAUAAUCGGUGGUUGAAGUGAAGUUGUUAUUUUGUGUGUGGAACUUUUGGUGCGAUCCAAUGGGUGAAGAUGAGGGUAGUGAUUGCCCUCCACAAAACGCACCAUUGGAUGCCGUUUCAACUGCAACGCCGAAGAAGCUUGCUAGGCAGCUCGAUUUCAACGCUUUUCCCGGUGGGAUUCCGGUUACUUCACCUUUGCCGGAGCAGACGCAACCACCACUGACGACGACACUGCCAUCUCUACCUUCAGCUAAAUUUGUGAAACCAGAAUCUCCAAAAUCAAAAACAAGACCAAACUUUGAGACAAAAGAUGUUACUCCAAAGAAGCAAAAGCAGUGCAAUUGUAAACAUUCAAAAUGCUUAAAGCUAUAUUGUGAAUGUUUUGCGUCGGGAAUAUAUUGUGAUGGUUGCAACUGUGUAAAUUGUUUUAACAAUGUUGACAAUGAAGCGGCUAGACGAGAAGCUGUUGAAGCAACUUUAGAACGCAACCCAAAUGCAUUUAGACCAAAAAUUGCGAGCAGCCCUCAUGGAACACGGGAUAGCAAGGAGGAGGCUGGGGAAGUUUUAAUAUUAGGAAAGCACAACAAGGGGUGCCAUUGUAAAAAAUCUGGGUGCCUCAAGAAGUACUGCGAAUGUUUCCAAGCCAACAUUCUUUGUUCUGAAAAUUGUAAAUGCAUGGAUUGCAAAAACUUUGAAGGAAGUGAUGAGCGACAGGCUUUGUUCCAUGGAGAUCAAAACAACAAUAUGGCAUAUAUUCAGCAGGCAGCCAAUGCUGCCAUAACUGGAGCUAUUGGUUCCUCUGGUUAUUCAUCUCCGCCAGUGUCGAGAAAAAGAAAAGGUCCGGAACUCUGGCCAUCCAUUAAGGAUCCAUCUGUUGGCAAGCUGGCACAACAGGCAAAUCUUGUCAGAAGUCCUGCAGCACCCUCCUCAUCCUUGUCUCCUAUCCCAGGUGCUCGUGUUGGACCUUCAACGUUAGGCCCUUCAAAAUUUAUGUACAGGUCUCUUUUAGCAGACAUCAUACAACCACAGCACCUGAUGGAGCUUUGCACUGUUCUGGUGCUAGCAUCUGGACAAGCCACUAAAACACUUGCAGACCAGAAGAAUUUAAUGGAUAAGCACACAGAAGAUCAGACAGAAACCUCUCUUGCUUCUUCAAAUCAAGCGCAAUUACCAAAUCAAAUGGAAGCUGAUGUUGAGAAAGCUACGGCUGAUGAUUGUUCGAGUGCAAACCAAACUGAUAAAACCAGUCCUGAAAAUUCCAGUUCAGAUGGUGGUGACGUCCCAAAAGGGAGGCCAAUGUCUCCUGGGACUUUAGCAUUGAUGUGUGAUGAGCAAGAUACAAUGUUCAUGACUUCUGCCCCCUCUAUUGGGUCAAUGGGCCAUGCUUGCAACACAUCUUCACAAUUGCCUUAUGGACGAGGAGCAACAGAGGUCUAUGCAGAGCAAGAAAGGAUUGUGUUGACGAAACUCAGAGAUUUCCUUAAUAGGGUUAUCACUAUGGGAGAAAUAAAUGAAACAAAGUGUUCUUCAUUAGCCAGAAGUGAGUUAGAGAUUCAAAAGGACCCAAUCAUCAAUAGCACCGAGAAUGCCAGUACUGAGGCAGUGCAUCAGCAGGGGCUGGGAGCCACUAGUAAUGGCAUUGCUAAAGCUGUUGCCAACACCACCAACACCAUCACUUCAACAUCUUUGGUCCCUUGUAGUUUUGUUCCUGAAAAUGGGGAAACUAAGCCAAAGGUCGAAAAGUAGAUACAAAAGGAGUCUAACUUAAGAGCGGAGAUACCAUUUGAAAAAAAAAAAUAGAAAGGUGUUUUUUUGGCAGGAAAAAAUUAGAAGAACGUUGUGAGGAUAUGUUGUCUGUAAUGUAAAAGCAUUGUCAUUCUUCAUCUUCUGGCUUUCCUGCAAUUCAAGCCUACAGAACCACUAGUCCAACUAAGAUCCAUUUUCUUUUAUCAAUUUUGUUGUUAGUUCAUAUAUAUCUGAAUUAAUUAUUCAGCUUCGACAUAGCCUGUAAAUUGCAGAACUGUAAUUUCAUAUAAAAAACAAUGUAACCUAAUUUCCCUUUCUAGGGCUUUUUUUUUUUUUUUUUUUUUUUUUUUUUUUUUUUUUUUCUUUUUUUUUUUUAUCUUUCCAUUUCUUUUGCCUAUUAUUGUAAUAAUUCCGUAGUUUGAUCCCGAGCGCAUUAUAAAUUAUAGUUCCAUUUUUUGGUCCAACUUAUGUACUAUGAUUUAGCAACAUUUUCAUAAUGAGAUUGGAAAAUCAGUA